UUUGUCUUUCUUGAAAUUAUUUGGUUUAGUGUUGUGCUGUUUAUCACAACUCUGAAGCAGAGGUUGGCACUCCUGCUCAGCUCUGCGAUCUUCCCAGCGGCGGCCAAUGCGACUGAGGGAGUCAGCGAGAGCGUGGUUGGCGAGCGAGCGAGAAGGGGCGAGGAAUGUUUAUUGUGGGUCUCUUGAAAAAUGCGAGAGAGAUCAGUCACUGUGCAUGGGAACGCGAGGCAGGCAAAAGGAUUUCAGUUUCUCUCGAGUCUCCGGUCAGAUCAGUGGUAUAAGUUUGCGCCAGAGCGCUGUGAGUGCGACUGUGGGAAAGGAAUUUCAUACAAAUUAUCCGGAUGGAUUUUUUGAGGAUCACUCGGUGAUCGUGCAGAAUUCCGCGAGAGUGUUGUGUUUGUUGUGCGGUGAAAUUCGGCAAAGUGGACUUGGAAUAUUUUUUUUUGCCGGAAAGAUGAUGCCAAUCCGUGAGGACGAUCUGGAUAGCUGCAAUAAUAACGGUGGCAAUAGUGGUCUGAGUGGCACGAUGAGUGGCAAUAGUGCCCAUGAUGGUCGGGAUAAUCGCCAGGGUGGCUCAGGUGUGACUCCCACGCCGCCCAUGACAAAGGCGGAGAUGCGCAAAAGCAACAAGCCGAUCAUGGAGAAGAAGCGACGGGCGAGGAUCAACAACUGUCUCAAUGAGCUGAAGACGCUGAUUCUUGAGGCGAUGAAGAAAGACCCUGCUCGUCACACGAAGCUAGAGAAGGCAGACAUUCUGGAAAUGACUGUGAAGCAUCUGCAGACAAUCCAACGCCAGCAGUUCGCGUUGGCGGUCAACACUGAUCCGACGGUUGUGCACAAGUUUAAGACUGGCUUCACGGACUGCGCCGAAGAGGUGACGCGCUACGUGAGCCAAAUGGAUGGUAUUGAUUCGGGGGUGAAGCAGCGGUUGGCCAAUCAUCUCAAUAACUGUGUCACGAACAUCCAGCAAUUGACGCCGUCGAUCAGCUUCCCGGCGACAUCUUCCGUUGGCUUGUCCGCAUUUCCUGGCCUGCCACUCCACGGCGCGAGCACCGCGGGAUCGUCGAUUCUGCCGCUGCCGCAAGAUGUGAACAACAACGGGCGGAUUCAGAUGGGCGGCGUUCAGCUGAUCCCCUCCAGACUGCCGACUGGAGAGUUGGCUCUCGUAAUGCCCAACAGCAGCAAUUUGUCCUUCUUCCCGGGCACGAGUCCCUUCAGCACGCCGGCGCCACCUCCGCCCAACGGCCUGGACUUGGGAGCGUCGGCCUACACUCGAAGCAGUGCUUUCAGUAGCGUCAGACCACCGCAAGCGCGUCACAGUCCGCCGUUGAGUCCGGUGUCGUCGAUUUCAAGCUGCGGCGAGGAUUCGCAUCACUCCUCGGACUAUCACAACUCCACAGCUUCACCGCCGCUGAUGCCCAGUUCCUCAGCGGCGGCAGCCAUCACUUCGAAUCUGCAGCAGCCGCAAGUCUCGUCGACGACGGAGCUGCAGAAGGCCAGGCUGGAGCCCAGGCCGGAGAUACAGUAUGUGAACAAGAAGAGGCCAUAUCCCUUCGAUGUGUCCGAGGGCGCGAAAUACGAAGUCAGCGCGAAAGCCAUAAAAUUGGAGGCUAGAGAGCAGCAGCCUAGUCCCAAUCUAGAUCACAAUCAGAAUUCAGCUCAGAACGGAAAUGCCUCUGCCGAUAUGUGGAGGCCAUGGUAAUCAUGUGAGAGCGAAGAACAUGCUGUCUAUUUGCACUGUGAUCGUCAUUGUUUUCGUAGUAAUCAUCCCAACGCGAAUAAUUCCAUGAGAAUGUACUUAAGUCUGUUGAGAGGUGUGUUAAUUUUGUAAGAAAAAGAUAUAUUAUUGAUCUCGUUUUGCAGCCUCUUUGAAUUUGUAUUUAAGAAGAGUAUUUUAAGUCAAUAAAUUUUGCA
Messenger RNA from Phlebotomus argentipes, 1914 nucleotides. It is a transcript of the gene dpn, whose product is annotated as protein deadpan. The transcript is spliced from 3 exons. Gene Ontology annotation, biological process: anterior/posterior pattern specification; regulation of neurogenesis; regulation of transcription by RNA polymerase II. The record is from RefSeq and is a predicted model, not a curated record. Bases 107 to 1702 code for a protein of 531 amino acids. Gene Ontology annotation, cellular component: nucleus. Gene Ontology annotation, molecular function: DNA-binding transcription factor activity, RNA polymerase II-specific; protein dimerization activity; RNA polymerase II cis-regulatory region sequence-specific DNA binding. Lineage: Eukaryota; Metazoa; Arthropoda; Insecta; Diptera; Psychodidae.